Molecule: messenger RNA, 2880 nt
Organism: Mus pahari (shrew mouse)
Lineage: Eukaryota; Metazoa; Chordata; Mammalia; Rodentia; Muridae
Gene: Mbtps2
Product: membrane bound transcription factor peptidase, site 2
Exons: 12
Coding region: 156-1724 (522 amino acids)
Biological process (GO): membrane protein intracellular domain proteolysis; regulation of response to endoplasmic reticulum stress
Cellular component (GO): cytoplasm; membrane
Molecular function (GO): metalloendopeptidase activity; protein binding
Source: RefSeq, a predicted model, not a curated record
AGGGUCCGGAGGGAAAUGUUGCCACCGAAGCAAAGAACCCGGUAGCACUUUGGUUCCCGCGCGGAUGCUGGCGCGGGAAGGCUUCGGGCGGGCGCACGGCCGAGUGGGGCUCGCAGAAGCAGGCCGCCGGGGCCCGCCAUCCAUCCGCCGCUACUAUGAUUCCGGUGUCGCUGGUGGUGGUGGUGGUGGGUGGUUGGACCGCCAUCUACCUGGCCGACUUGGUGUUGAAGUCAUCUGUGUAUUUUAAACAUUCUUAUGAAGACUGGCUGGAAAACAAUGGAUUGAGCAUCUCUCCUUUUCAUAUAAGAUGGCAAACUUCAAUUUUUAAUCGUGCCUUUUACAGUUGGGGACGGCGGAAAGCAAGGAUGCUUUACCAAUGGUUCAAUUUUGGAAUGGUGUUUGGCGUGAUUGCCAUGUUCAGCUCUUUUUUUCUCCUUGGAAAAACACUGAUGCAGACUUUGGCACAAAUGAUGGCUGACUCUCCCUCUCCUUAUUCUUCCUCUUCCUCUUCCUCCUCUUCCUCUUCCUCUUCUUCCUCUUCCUCCUCCUCUCUUCACAAUGAACAGGUAUUGCAAGUUGUGGUUCCUGGUAUAAAUUUACCUGUCAAUCAACUGACUUACUUCUUCGCUGCAGUCCUCAUUAGUGGUGUUGUACAUGAAAUUGGACAUGGUAUAGCAGCUAUUAGGGAGCAAGUUCGAUUUAAUGGCUUUGGAAUUUUUCUCUUCAUUAUUUAUCCUGGGGCAUUUGUUGAUCUUUUCACCACCCAUUUGCAACUUAUAUCACCAGUCCAGCAGCUAAGGAUAUUUUGUGCAGGUAUAUGGCAUAAUUUUGUCCUUGCUCUCCUUGGUAUUUUAGCUCUUGUUCUCCUCCCAGUAAUCCUCUUGCCUUUUUACUACACUGGAGUUGGGGUACUUAUCACUGAAGUCGCAGAGGAUUCACCUGCCAUUGGACCCAGAGGCCUUUUUGUGGGAGACCUUGUCACUCAUCUACAGGAUUGUCCUGUUACUAAUGUGCAAGAUUGGAAUGAAUGUUUAGACACCAUUGCAUAUGAGCCCCAAAUUGGGUAUUGUAUAAGUGCAUCAACGUUACAACAAUUAAGCUUCCCAGUUAGAGCAUACAAACGACUAGAUGGUUCUACUGAAUGCUGUAACAAUCACAGCCUCACAGAUGUGUGCUUUUCCUACAGAAAUAAUUUUAAUAAACGUUUGCAUACAUGUCUACCUGCCCGGAAAGCAGUUGAAGCUACUCAAGUUUGUAGAAGCAAUAAAGAUUGCAGAAGCAGCUCAAGUUCAAGCUUCUGUAUAGUACCAUCCUUGGAAACUCACACCCGACUAAUAAAAGUGAAACAUCCCCCGCAAAUUGAUAUGCUGUAUGUAGGGCACCCACUGCAUCUUCACUACACAGUGAGCAUUACAAGUUUCAUCCCACGUUUCAACUUUCUAAGCAUAGAUCUGCCAGUGAUUGUGGAGACAUUUGUCAAGUACCUGAUUUCUCUUUCUGGAGCUCUGGCUAUUGUUAAUGCAGUGCCCUGCUUUGCCUUGGAUGGUCAAUGGAUUUUAAACUCUUUCCUGGAUGCUACCCUUACUUCAGUGAUUGGAGACAACGAUGUCAAAGAUCUGAUUGGAUUUUUCAUCUUGCUUGGUGGCAGUGUACUUUUGGCUGCCAAUGUGACACUGGGACUCUGGAUGGUUACAGCACGAAAAUAUGGCAUUGUUGUCUUCUAAGAUCACUCAGGACCAAAAUGUAUCUGCAUAUUAAAAAGGCACAGACCUUUUCAGGUAAAGCUUAGAGAAUGCCGUGAAAUACUCACAUCAUUAACUUCAUUGCAUGCAUUAAGCAGUUUACUAAUGAAAAUGUAUGUGUGUAAAUCAUUGUUUUCAAUACUGAGGAAAUUAAUUUUUGGUGUGAUACUUAAGAGAGACCAAGACCUCACACAUGCAAGCAAGUAUUCUACCACUAAACUAUUAUCCAUAGACCAUGAAAAUAUUUUAAUAAGAGGAAAUUCUAUUCAUUAACUUCAUUUUCUGAGUGAAGGCAACAAUAUAAAAUCUCAUUUCUUAUUAGCUGCUGAACACCUCUGCCAGCUAAUCUUUAGGGGUUGGGAGCUUCUCUCCUCGAAGUCCAGCCAAUUUGUAUGCAAAUGGCCUCAUUACUAAAGAAAAGAGAUGUUACUUAUUGUCUCUUCAGCUUCACUGUGGGCUCCUUGCUUCCCUGCAUAGUGCAUGAGCUAUCAGAAGUGCUUAAAGUGCUUGAAUGGAUGAUGACUAGUGUUAUUUAUAGCUAGAAAAGCAUGCUUCUAUUUAAGCUGUAAAAAGGAUUGUUGAAUAGUUACUGUAAAUAUGUUGACAUAGUAAAGCUUGGAAUGUCUUAUGUCCCUGGUGUAUUAUCAUCUUUAUGGAAAAAAUUCAUUUUGGUUUCUGUAGGGCAAUUAGAAAAAUUAAUUAUAUUGGAAAAUGAAUUAUGUUGGUGAUUUGAAGAAGUAUCUUUGUGUGUUGUCUCUUUGUUCAACAGUGAAAUUUUAUUCUCAGUGUUCCUAUUCUGCAUUGUUUACAUUCUUAAGGUUUUUAUUUUAAUCAUCCAUAAACGUAAAACAUGUACAUAUUAUUUUUAGCAUCUCAGUUUGAAGAGACAUACAGUUAAACUUGACUUUGAUAAACACUUCUAGGUCAUUGUCUGUGCGAAUAACAGAUUGUAAGCAUACGCUUCAUAGUGAUGUAGCUUUCUGUCAUUGUGUCCUUGGUAUUUAUUGAACAUCCACAUACUGGUGGCACACAGAUUUUUUUCAAUAACUCCUUUGAUUGAGCUGUAAUUCAUUUUAAGGCUUUAAUUUGAUUUUAUAAUUGUCAGAAUGUGUUGUUUAGCAAUAAAAAACAAAUGUAA